This is a messenger RNA of Penicillium brevicompactum, 552 nucleotides long. RefSeq names its product TspO/MBR family protein. Bases 1 to 552 code for a protein of 183 amino acids. The transcript is spliced from 2 exons. NCBI's taxonomy places the organism in Eukaryota, Fungi, Ascomycota, Eurotiomycetes, Eurotiales, Aspergillaceae. Gene Ontology annotation, cellular component: mitochondrial outer membrane. The record is from RefSeq and is a predicted model, not a curated record.
AUGCCUUGGUCUUUUGCGCUGCCCCAUGGCAUCCUCAGCAACCCCUAUCUGGCGGUUGCGACUCCAAUCACCGCAGGGACCGCCAUAGCUCUUCUGACCAAUCGGAAUCAAACUCGCGGAACCUACAAGCAGCUUCGGCAACCGCCCCUCAGUCCCCCGGGUUGGCUCUUCGGGCCGGCGUGGACCGUUCUCUAUGGCUUGAUGGGCUACGCAUCUCACCACGCCGCCACCACCGCGUCGCAAUCUCUCUCCCUGGCGGUCCGCGAUGCCAAUGCCACCGGCCAGACACUCUACACCACGCAGCUGGCUUUGAACUUCCUGUGGAUGCCCCUCUUUUUCGGACUGGGUCGCCCGGCGACCGCCCUGGGCGAUCUGGUCCUCUUGGCCGGCAACGUGGGUGCGCUCAUGGUCAAUUGGUGGACGGCCGAUCGGACCGCCUUCUGGUGCCUCGUCCCCUACGCUGCAUGGCUGGGAUACGCCGGCUAUCUCAACGCCGGGUGUGGGAUCUUGAAUGGCUGGACGGUCCCUACUGAAAAGGAGCGGUCAGAGUAA